Molecule: messenger RNA, 2841 nt
Organism: Nicotiana attenuata
Lineage: Eukaryota; Viridiplantae; Streptophyta; Magnoliopsida; Solanales; Solanaceae
Product: ATP-dependent DNA helicase PIF1-like
Exons: 2
Coding region: 1570-2421 (283 amino acids)
Source: RefSeq, a predicted model, not a curated record
UCAACUCACACACACUUUCAUCUCUCUCUAUUUCUGCUGUGCUUCUUCGACUUUAUCAUUGUUGCUGAUUUGCCUUUUAUCUUGGUAAGAAAAGAGGAACUUCAAGUUGCGUAGCUGAUGGAGUCUAGGAAUACAAAUAAAUGUUCAUAUGCACAAAAAAGGAAGACUGCAAUGCAACUUAAACGACGUGAUACGUAUAACCAAAUAUCUGCUCGUAGAAGGGAAGCAUUGUUACUAUCACGACGUAUGAGAAAACAAGAUUCUGGAAAACAUAGGCUUCUUGAAGAUCCCAUUGUUGGUGGCUUAGAACAGGGAACACCAUCUUGGUACAAGGGAGGAUUUCCAAAACAAACUGCUCUUACCAUACGAGAACCUGCUGGCCUACUUCAAAAAGGUUAUAUUUUUAGUCAUUUUUAGCUACCAUAUAUUGUUAAUGUACUGCUGCACACUUAUUUUUAUAGAAGAUUGUAUGACCACUUAUUUGUCUUAAUUGAAUUAAAUGAGAUAUGCAAUAUUCUGUGCUCUUUAUCGCUUUGUUUAGUGCCUAUUAACGCUUUACUGUAUACCUUUAAACAUCAUAAGGAUCUUUUGACAGUAGAUGGAGAGCCUUGUAGUACUUUUAGAGAGUCUGUAGAGAAAAGAGGAUUGUUACACUGUGAUUACAACUUGAUAGAGUGUAUGUCUGAAGCUGCAAGUUACCAAAUGCCAUAUAGUUUAAGGCGUUUAUUUGCUACAUUAUUGGUAUAUUGUGGUCCUGCUAACCCUAGAAAAUUAUGGGAGCAAUUUGAGGAAUCAAUGACCGAAGACUACAAAGUGUUGCAAAUUACUAAAAGAAGUGAAAUCCGAUAUCAAGUUUUGAAUCAUAUCAACGACAUUCUACAUUCUAUAGGUCAUGAUAUAAAUGAGUAUGAACUCAUUUCAGAAACUAUUAGGCCUUCUCUCGCAGCAAAAGAGGCAAAAGAGAUUCAUUUUGAAAGAUCUAUUACUGUCAGUGAAGACGACGUGUUGUUACAUAGGAAAUUAAACAAAAAUCAACUCAUUGCAUAUAAUAUGAUUACUGAAAGGAUAUUUUCGAACAAAGCGGGUGCCUUUUUCGUGGAUGGUCCAGGAGGAACAGGGAAAACUUUUUUAUACCAUGCUUUAUUAGCAACUGUACGAUCUAUGGGAUAUAUAGCUUUGGCAACAGCUACUUCUGGUGUUGCUGCUUCUAUUCUUCCAGGAGGACGUACUAGCACAUUCGCGUUUCAAAAUUCCUAUUGACACUGAUGAAAAUACCAGUUGUAACAUUAGCAAAGAAAGCUCACUUGCGGGUUUAAUACGCGAUGCAAAAUUGAUUGUAUGGGAUGAGGUAUCUAUGGCCAAAAAGAAAAUGUUGGAAGUUUUUGAUCUACUAUUAAAAGAUCUAAUGGAUACAAAUGCAGUAUUUGGCGGAAAAGUUGUAGUUUUCGGAGGUGAUUUCAGACAAACUCUUCCUGUUGUACGAUACGGAAAAUAGAAGAUUUCAUUAGCGAAAGUUUGUUAUAUUCUAGCAUUUGGAAUGAACUUGAAAAAUUAAAGCUAUCUGAAAAUAUGAGAGCAAAAACAGAUGCUGCAUUUUGUGAUUAUUUGCUAAGAAUUGGAAAUGGACAAGAACAAGUAAAUUCAGCAAACAAGAUUGAAAUUUCAGAUUCAUUGAUUAUUCCUUGCACAACCGAAAAAGAAUCUCUAGAUAAAUUAUUCACAGCGACAUAUUCAAAUUUGGAUUCGUUAUACUCUAAUUCAUUCUAUACAGAUUCCCGUGUGAUCUUAACAACAAAAAAUGAUUUUGUCGAUGAAAUUAAUGACAUGCUUAUUGAUCGGUUCACUGGAAAAUCAAAAACAUAUAUUGGCACCGAUGAAGCGAUUGAAUUUAACAAUCAAACACAAUUCAAAGAUCUAUUGCACACUUUAAAUCCUCCUGGUUUGCCCCCUUAUAAAUUAUGUUUGAAAGAAAAUUGUCCAAUUAUAUUAUUGAGAAAUUUAAAUCCAUGUGAAGGUUUGUGUAAUGGCACGCGAUUGAACUGCUGUGAUUUUAAAAGUCAUAUUAUCAGUGCUAAGAUUAUGACAGGUGAUUUCAAGAAUAUGCAUGUGUUUAUACCGAGAAUACCAUUAUUAUCAUCACAAGAUGAAAAGAUGCCAGUUCAAUUUAAAAGAACACAGUUUCCUGUUAGACUAUGCUUUGCUAUGACAAUAAAUAAAGCACAAGGACAGACUUUAGAUUUUGUUGGAAUUUAUUUGCGAGAACCUGUAUUUUCACAUGGUCAGCUUUACGUUGCCUUGUCGAGAGCAAAGAGUUCAAAUUGUGUGAAAUUAUUGAUCCGACCGUCUACGCCAACUAGCCAUGACGAUCAUUCUACAUCUAAUAUUGUUUAUGAUGAAAUCAUUAAAAAGGCAGCUGCUUGAUGUCUUCGAUAUACGUUAUUUUCACAGGUACUUUGUUGUUGCCCUGUGUACCCAUUUUUCUGACAUGCUUUUAUGCUCUCUGAUUGCAGUUGCUCCGUCUACCUUUGAGAAGAGCACGUAUUACUUUAGAUUUUGGGUGAAUGGUGAACAAUCAAAGAUUUUCGCAUAUGACAAAAAUUAUCCACAAUAUUAUACUUUGAUACUCUUUCCUUUUCCUGCUUUGUUUCUGUGCUAAUUAAAUAUCUUUUAGCUGAUAAGUUAAUUUAACUGUUGUUCUCUAUUUGACAGAUACCUCAAUUGAGGAAGAGACUCCCACCCUCGAUGAUGUCGAUAUAUCAUGUAUUUGAGAUAUGAAUUUGGAAUACCAGCUUGCUGAUUCAAAUGGAAAAAAUUGUGGCACUGAUAUAUUAAAAUUGUCUG